AUGCCGACAUGCUUACCUUUUUCCUUCCUAAAGCGAAGAAAGUCUCAAUCUCCAAAGGUCAAGAUCCCUCAAGGAUCGAUCGAACGCAAGCCAGGAGUGUCUAUAGUAGUUGAGAACGGCGAAAGGUCUCGUAAGACCGUUGUUGGAACACACAUCGCUUCCAGCAUCUUUGCCUUUACCUCCUUCGUCUUCGCCUUCGCCUUCGAGCUACUCGUCAUCUUCCUCGUAUGCCUCUUCAUCAGCUUCCUCCUCGGAGCUGUCUCCCUAUACUUCAGCUCAUCCAACGGGGCCUUCGCCAUCUCCUGGUGUCUCUCCUUUACACCCGUCAUCGCCUCCUACUCCCCCGCCAUUGUCAUCCUCUCCAGCCAGGCCGGAAAUUAG
Dichomitus squalens LYAD-421 SS1 is the source of this 381-nucleotide messenger RNA. RefSeq lists its product as uncharacterized. The coding region runs from base 1 to 381 and encodes 126 amino acids. The record is from RefSeq and is a predicted model, not a curated record. Lineage: Eukaryota; Fungi; Basidiomycota; Agaricomycetes; Polyporales; Polyporaceae. The transcript is spliced from 2 exons.